Molecule: messenger RNA, 1032 nt
Organism: Exserohilum turcica Et28A
Lineage: Eukaryota; Fungi; Ascomycota; Dothideomycetes; Pleosporales; Pleosporaceae
Exons: 1
Coding region: 1-1032 (343 amino acids)
Source: RefSeq, a predicted model, not a curated record
AUGGCCACCAGCGAGCGCAUAAUCGUACACAAGAGUCUGUUCACGAGACUAACCCUGUCAUCCGUCGCAGCUCGGCGCGCCAGUAAGAACUACGAACAGAACACUCGCAUGUGUCCACUAUACAUUCUGCCAUACGAAAUCGUCCAACACGUUGGGAAGCACCUGGACUAUGCGGACCUUACUUGCUUCGCACUAUCAAGCUAUAAAUAUGCCGAUGCUCUUCUCUCUGUACGUGCUUCAGUAUCUGGCGACGAAGCGAUGGUCAAAGAGGUUACCCACCGACGAAACAGAGACCACUUCAACGGUCGAGAUCACUGCCUCAUCACCUGGAUAGCACGGGGACUGGGACAAAUGUAUUGCGUGGGCUGCUCUACUCCACACAUGCCCUCUCGAUUUCCCGAAAACACAAUGGCACAAUCAGCACACUUGCGCAAAUGCUUCCGCGCCAGCGACGGGCCGUUGCACAUGUGUCCACACAACGAGUUUACGUUCCAGGAACUAGCUGGCAUACUGCGGAAGAACGAGAAGCGAGGUCGCCGGAACAAGUAUGGCGAGUUCUUCCACUGCAUGGAGUGCUACGAAAGCUUCUACACGAUCAAUCGCUCCGGCCGAUGCAUGCAUCCUCCCACGCUUUACCUCAUGCCCGGCACGUCGACAGUCAUCCUCCGAACCAAGACUCUGCUCCUGUCCAUACCCUGGACGGAAUCCGUCACGGUGCAAAAGACACGCGACGCACUGUUGUGCCUGCUCCUAAUCAUAUGUCCUCACAUGAACGCCUUCGAUCCCACCACUAUCAACCGCUUGAUAGGGCAACGGAAGAAUAUCAUGAUGGAAGGCUGCUCGUCGGGCCGCAUCAGCAUCGAAUGCCUAGUCUGCCAAACCACAUUCAGCAUCAGGCGAAAGAUUCCAUACAGCGAGGUGACCGUGGAAAUCGAACGGAGACUCGGCCAGGUUAGGUGGGAGGGCGACCCCAUUUGGAGAGCCCAUCUCCCCAGAAGGGAUGACUGGUGGCCUCGAUUGGUAGCUACUUGA